GUGACUCAGCCUUUAUACGUGUUCAAGGGUUUGCCGCAUAUAUUCGUUUUUGAUUGACGAAACUAGCUUCUUGGCCUCGUACCGGCCACAGCAUUGCCGCGUCUGGUAGAAGUACCUCUGCUCGAGAGUAGUAGGUUGAUCAGUUUUAUUUGAUGCUCACCAAGUCAAAGAUAGGUGCGACGUCGACGUGUCGAGCUCUUUACAAUUAUCAGCUCCACCCGCGUCCCAGGGCAAAAAGUGUGCAAAGUGACCGGCGAACAUGUGCGGUUUAGUGCAACAACUCCUGGCCGAUGGCGAUUCAUUGCUUGUUCCUCAACAGCACUUUUCCGGGGCGCGGACGAAACAUACGCAGACUGUACAAGGCAGAAGCACGCGAGACACGACAAGUACCUCUACUCUGGUUGCAGCGACGACUCUGCUGAAGAACCUCCUAACGUCCUUUCUCGACACACCGCAGUUCUCGGGCGAGCACGUACCCAGUGGCGUCGCCAAGAAAACCAGCCCCACUGACGGCUUGUUUGUCGACCCGGCGAGUUCCUCGGCGAACGGGCUCCCGACCAAUAGCCAGCUCGAGGAGGCGGCCAGCCACGCGGGGGAGAAAAACGCGACCACGCUUGCGAACGACGGCGAUCAUGAUGGAACGUCGUACGUGGCGGUUUCUAUCGAAAGAGGAUCCGGUGUUGACGUGGCAGGCGCAGAACCAAGGGUUGUGGUUCACGAUGUAACGGGACCCCCUGCUGCUCGUCAGUCUGCUCAGCGUGGUCAUAAUGAUCUACUUCACAGUAGUUUCUAUUUCAUCAGCGACAACCAAGAGCAGGUGGAACAUGGAAGUGUCAAGCCGCACAACUGUCGUAGAAGCAAUUUUUCACACGGCCUUACUUCUGGAUAUCGCACUUGUCCGGAGGACUCCUGCAAGAACACAGCCGGUACUAAAACUUCCUUUGUCACCCUCGAGGACGAGGCGGAGAAGCAGGAACAAAUGAGAAUUGAGAAACAGAACACCGCAGCUGGGAAGCCGGCGGCAAAAAUCUCGCUGACGGAAGAGGAGCAAUCGGAGAAAAACCAAGAAGACUUGGAUGCGCUCACGGUAAAGGAAUUUUCUAUUUCUUGCUUGAUCGGAAAAAAUAAACCAUGCCAAGUUGGGCCAAAAAAUGGAAAUGGUCGACGCAAUGUAGUUGAAUGCAGUUCAGAAUUCUCUUGUGCACAACCCUGUAAAAAUAAAGAGUUCCACCACGAAUAAUAGAAAAAACUUUCCUCAUCUUCAGGGCAACCCAGCCAAGACGAAACAGGAGCUGAGCAAGUUCGCAUCGCAGGCGGCGAAAACGAAGCUGCUCUCGCAGCUGGAGCCGAAUCUGUACGACGCGAACUGGGCCGCCAGUUGGGAUUCCACCUACGACGGGACCACGAUUCGCCCGGUGCGGCCCGACGACCUCCACAUCCACCACAACCGGGACGACGGCGCCGCCUGGGCGUCCGGCAACCCGGACGCGUCCUUUCCGGGCACCAACGGCACUGACGUGCCCACGCCAAUCCGAAUCUCCGUCACGGCCGAGUCACCGUACCAGCCCCAGGAUCUGCCGCUAGUCGCGAUCAAAAUGUUCCAGCCGAAGAGCGGGAAACCCACCGGGGUUCUGAAAAUCACCUCGCCCGACGUGCACACCUUUCUCGUGCCGGAAAUGACGUUUUUGUAACGGUGGAACUCGGUGACGAUGCGGCACCAAGGGCUGGUCCGACGCGUGCUGGCUUUUGCUUUUCCCCGGCCAAAAGGGGAUCCGGGUGACGCUGAUCUGGUUCAUCUCAUACUCGUUUUUGAAAAGGAUAAAUGCAUUUUGUUCUUUUGUAGUUUCUGUUUCUAGCUCUACCUCUACGAGGACAUCGAUUUGAUUUUGGGUUUCAGUUUUUAUUUUGCGGACAACUGAGACAAGAGGAUGGUCGGCGUGCAAGAUCAGCGCAAAUUCUUUUGAGUAGAAGAAGAUGAAGACCAAGACAGCCACCUCCACGUUGAACACGUUGCGGCAAGAUAGAACCAUCGAACGAAAAGGACAAUAUUUUUGAACCGAACGACUUUUUCACGUCCCUGAACAAAAGAAAACGAGUACAUAUGAUAUUCGACAGAUCGUUUGGUCCUCUGUUGAUGUUGUAUGUUCGAAAAUUAUCUGAAUCUUCGCGCGCCGUUUCUUGCAUUGUUGUCAUGUGCGAUCGAUUUCAAUUAAAAACUCCAGUCCUAGAUGCAAAACAUCAGUGCGCCUGCGCCGUUUUUUUUAAGUAU
Messenger RNA from Amoebophrya sp. A120, 2269 nucleotides. The record is from the annotation of a GenBank genome assembly. Lineage: Eukaryota; Dinophyceae; Syndiniales; Amoebophryaceae.